GCGCCCCCGGGAGCGCGGCGGCGCGCGCGCCAUGGCGGGCCCCAGCCUGCGGCCGCACGUGCACUGGGCGCAGCGGCACCGCGAGCUGUACCUGCGCGUGGAGCUGAGUGACGUGCAGAACCCGGACGUCGCCAUCACCGACAAUGUGCUGCACUUCAGAGACCUUGUUUGCAACUGUUAUCAAACCUCUGCAUCGGGAACUAGCGCUUGAUUUGAAAGCUCAGGGUCAUGGUGCCAAAGGGGACAACAUCUAUGAAUUUCAGAUCGAGUUCCUAGAACCAGUUGAGCCUAAACCUGUAUGCAGGGUGACUCAAAGGCAGCUGAACAUCACUGUGCAGAAAAAAGAGAGUAACUGGUGGGAGAGACUCACCAAGCAAGAGAAGCGCCCGCUCUUCCUAGCUCCUGACUUCGACCGCUGGUUGGAUGAAUCGGAUGCUGAAAUGGAGCUGAGGGAGAAGGAAGAAGAAAAGAUUAACAAAAUGAAAAUAGAAUCCAGAAUCCCGAAGGACCCUUUCAAACACCUGAAGAAGGGAUACUUAAUCAUGUAUAAUCUCGUACAGUUUUUGGGGUUCUCUUGGAUUUUUGUGAACAUGACAGUACGACUAUUCAUCUUGGGAAAAGAUUCCUUCUACGAUACAUUUCACACUAUUGGUGACAUGAUGUAUUUCUGUCAGACCCUGGCAUUAAUGGAGACCAUGAAUUCACUGAUAGGACUAGUCAAAUCACCACUGAUACCUGCUGUAACGCAGAUAUUUGGAAGAAACUUUAUUUUGUUUGUUGUCAUCGGGAGCUUAGAAGAAAUGCAGAGCAAACCUGUGGUGUUCUUCAUAUUUUAUUUCUGGAGUAUCAUUGAGCUGUUCAGGUAUCCAUAUUACAUGCUUUCAUGCAUUGGUAUUCAAUGGAAACCACUAACCUGGCUCCGUUACAGUGCCUGGAUCCCUCUCUACCCCUUAGGAGGCUUGGCAGAAGCCGUCUGUAUCGUUCAAUCCAUUCCAAUCUUCAGUGAAACAGGGAAAUUUAGUCUGGGAUUGCCAAAUCCACUGAACGUCACAAUCCAGUUUUCAUUUUUGCUUCAAAUAUACCUUAUAGGCUUGUUUUUAGGGGUAUUUCUAAACUUCCGUCAUCUGUACAAACAAAGGAAACAGCACCUCGGACCAAAGAAGAGAAAGAUGAAGUAAAGGAGGACUGCAAUGCUUUCUUAUCUGACUUAUCUCAAUGAUAAUAUAAGCCUCUAAUUCUUACGGUUUUACCCACUGUAAUGUAAAGAAUUUUGUAAAAUUAAAUGAUCACGCUAAAUUUCAUGAUUUCAUAGUGAAUUCAGGUAACAUUCCCAUAUACUGUAUUUUGUUCCCUUUCAAUCAUAUAUGCAUGACAUUUACCACUGAACGGUAACAUUUAAACUUGUAUCCUGUCAGCUACCCUAUUAGGAAGAAAUCCUGUUAUCUGCAUAUAAUAUGCUUAUAAACAGUGGAGCAGCACUAAAUAGAAAUAGUGUUUAUCUUUUAAUUGGGUAUUUGCUCUUUCAAUAUUGCAUGCAGAUAGGGCUUCUGAUGUUGGGAUAUAUUAUUCGCUGGCCCAUGCUGUUCCUAGGGUGCAUUUAGAUGGCAGGAGAAGCACAAUCUGAGACCACUGUGAACAGUGAUUGGGUGUUCAUUAACGGUUAAGGUAAACUUGCUCAGCACCUAACACACACACACCCCUUUUUAAUUAAAACUGGAAGUUGCUAAUGUUGAUUUAAAUGCUACCAACUUAGUCUGUUUCUAGUUUAGUCGUAACAGAGUAGGAGCGCUGUGUGAUCUUAGCAUUCCUGUAGCAACACAUCCUUAUUGAGUCAUUAGGGAAAGGAAGCUGCCGCUCUGUGACAUGGUCAGAGACAUAUUCCUGACUGGUAACGCAAGCACUGAAACAUAACAAAACACAGAAACAUGGGUACCAACCAGUUUUCUCCUAGCAUGUGAACAAGCCCCAGCAGAACUCCAUCCCACCCAUGCAAAGGGAAAAACUGUCAUGGGAGACUGAAGCUCCUCUGAUCAUUCCUGGCAGGGCUAUAGCUCCCGGAUUUAUAGCCUUGAGAAAGGGAGUAAAGAUUGCCCUUCUACUUAAACUCAGGGGUACAGCUGAGAGAAUUUGGUAUAUAUGCUUUGUUGGCUGGUGGGAUGGAGUAGUGAGUCAAAUAAACCAUGUAUUAUUUUGAUAGCACGUAUCAAAUCUCAGUAAGGGAGGUCCCACACAGGGUUUGAAGGGACCCUCUCCUCUGCUUGCUUUAAACAACAGCAGCAACAACACCACCACAAACCAAGACGCUCCUCUCUACAUUCUAGGUCAUCUACUCUCUCACCUGGAAACCUUUGUUUCAGUUGACUUAAUUUCAACAUGCUCUUCUUCGCACCUAGCCUCAUGUAGUUAAUUCCAGAUCCCUCUGGUCUCCUUAAUCCAGUUUGGAAAAUGUACAAGAAGUUUGCUCUAACCGUUUAGUGGUUAUGAACAGGUUGCUUUACAACUGCCACUGCCCCCAGGGCAACGCAAAGCAAUGCCAGCACUCCAGAACUGGCACUGAAGUUGAGAUCAGCUUAGUGCCAUGUUACUAUUUAGCUGCUUUUACUGUAAAACAGUAUGAAUCCUCCAGAAAAUUAUUUUCUAUAUUAAAGGUAACAAACAGCUUACUGCUUGUGAUAUGGACCCAGUGAUUGUUACUGUAAAGUAAAGGAAAUGGGAGAUUUUAACAAAGAACUGGUAUAAACUCCAGGCUGCAUUUCACAAAUUGUGUUCUCUCAAUAAGAGGCGUAAUACAACUUCUCUUUAGGGAUACUUGAGACUCCCACUCAGCUUACUUCUCUCAGGAGAAUUAAGCAUGAUUUACACAAUAUUUCACUUAGCCCACAUUGUACCUAUGUUUGAAGUAUGUCAAAGGAUUGAGUUAGCUGAGUAAUGGAACAGCAAGGAUCACUUUCAUACUUUAAUUCCUCCUCUGGGCAUUUAAACUUCUGUUUUGAAAUCUGUAUGUAUUCAUACAAUGUAUUUCUCAGUGAAAUUGUGGUACCUAGUGCAAGCUGUCAUGGGUCUUACACUACUGAAUUUUAGUCCUUCAGAAAGAAUGUGUUUCUAUUAAUAAAGAUUUACAACCAAA
Messenger RNA from Tyto alba (common barn owl), 3127 nucleotides. It is a transcript of the gene HACD3, whose product is annotated as 3-hydroxyacyl-CoA dehydratase 3. Gene Ontology annotation, cellular component: endoplasmic reticulum membrane. Gene Ontology annotation, molecular function: 3-hydroxyacyl-CoA dehydratase activity. Lineage: Eukaryota; Metazoa; Chordata; Aves; Strigiformes; Tytonidae. The transcript is spliced from 12 exons. The record is from RefSeq and is a predicted model, not a curated record. Gene Ontology annotation, biological process: very long-chain fatty acid biosynthetic process; sphingolipid biosynthetic process; fatty acid elongation. The coding region runs from base 144 to 1178 and encodes 344 amino acids.